UCAUAACCACCGAUAAACAAAAACCAAAAAAAUAAAAAAAGGAAAGGGAAUUUUCCCAAACACAACACAGUCGUGCACAACCUAUUUUCCUCUCCGCUUCCAACAUUAUACUCUUCCGCAUUUAUCCCCCAUCGCCCUCCGCUAUUUCCUUGGUAUCUCUCGUAAUUUUUACUCGAUUUCAAUCUCAAUAUCUCAAACCUCAUAUCCACUCGCUGCUGUUCUGUCAUCUCCGGCGACAAUAUCCGUCCGGCUAAGGUUUUCACUGCUCUUGCUCUUCACCCUCUUAUCUCUCGCUUAAUCGUCCUAGAUAGAGUUCGUCGAGUAUCGAAUUACUCGUCCAAACUUAGCAAUCAGGGUUCAAUAUCAGAUUCGGCUAUUUAUUUUAUCUUCAGAUUUUUUAAAAUUAGGGUUUUGAUUUCUACUUUUAGUUCCUACGUUUGCUUGCUGCUUCGGGGGUUGGGGUUUCAAUCUCGAUUUGAGUGUUUAUACAGUCCUCAGAUUCGCAAUUAGGGUUUUGAGUAUUUGGCAGUGAUGCCGCGAAGUUCACGCCAUAAAUCGAGCAAACAUAGUUCGAGAGAUGCAAGGGACUACUCAGAUUCUGAGAAGGAGUCAAGCUCCAAGGACAGAAAGAGCAAAGAGGAUAGUACUGUUAGACUUCCGAAGGAGUCUGGCUCUGGUGAGAAGCGAAAGCUCGAGUCUAAGGACAAUAAAGACUCGUUUGGCUCUGGAAAUGGGAAGUACCUAGAGGAAUACUCGUCAUCAAAGCGGGUUAAGGAGAGAGUUGAGGAUGGCGUGAAUGAUAGGUGGAAUGGCGGGGAUGAUGAUAGAGGGGAGGGGACGAAGAAGUUGAAGGAGAAGUCGGGUGAAUCCAGGAGUAAGAGGAGAGAUGAGAGUGCUGGAGCAUAUGGUGAGAGUGAGGAGUUGGUGAAAAAGAGCAGCGGAAAGAGUGAGGGAAAGCAUAGGGAAUCAAGUAGUCGGAAGGAGGGGAGAGAAGGUGGAACUGAUAGGGAGAGGGAUAGAGAGAGGGAAAGGGAAAAGGAGAGAGAUAGGAGGGGUAAGGAGGGGGAGAGUGACAAAUUGGUUGAUGGUGAAGACAUGCGUUCAGUGAAGCAUGUAUCUGAAAAAACUGAGUUGAAUGCACGCGAUCUACUGCAAAGUCCCGAAUUGGAUACCCUGCCUGAUAGACGGAUAAAGAGAAAACGAGAUGGUUUUAGCGAUGGGGAUAAGCAUCAUGAUGAUAAUGGAGACACCAAUGACAGACAAUUGUCCUCAAGGGAGGAUGUUGCUAAGGAUGGAAGGCCAAAGGAUGAGAAGUAUAAGGAGGAGAGAUAUAAAGACAAGUACCGUGAAGAUGUGGACAGGGAAAACAGACACCGAGAUGAGCGUGCUGCAAAAGAUCGCAUUAACAGCAGGUCUGAUGGUAAGAGCUUGAGGGAUGAUAAAGAUACCAAAGAUGUUAAACCAAAGAAAUAUAAGCUACAAGAUGGUGAUCGUGACCAUGAGCGAGAUCAUGAUCAUGAUUUUGAUCUUGGCCGGGAUUAUGAUCAUGAUAUUGAUGGUGGAAGUUAUCAUCGUGACAGAGAUAGAGACCGGGAUAGGGACCGCGACCAUGAUAGAGAUUGGGAUCGAGAGCAGCGUGACCGGGAUUGGGAUCGGGAAAGAGAUCGUGAACGAGAGAGAGACCAUGAACGAGAGCGAGACCGGGACCGAGAUAGAGAGCGUGGCCGUGACCGUGACAGAAAUCUUGACUAUGAUGAUCGAAGUGCUACUAGAUACAAAGAGAGCAGGGGAAGGAAGAUAUCUCCUGAUGAUCGUGAUGAUUAUAAUGAUUCUAAAUCUAGAGGUGUCAAAACCCUUUAUCUUGACAUGGAAAAGAAAUCUUUGAGCAACAGUAGAGUUGAGUCUGAUGCUGACCGGGGAAGGUCUCAAUCACUUCAAGAUCACCCAGACAAUAGUACCAACAGCAAUAGGAGGAGAGCUUCCCCCAACACCAGUUCUCAUGGAGCUGCAGAUGAUUACAGGCAAUUUAAACAUGAAGAACUAAAUCACAGAGAUGCUGCAAUAGAACAGAGAUCCAAAUCAGUUUCUUCUAGGGAGGUUACUAGUUUGGCAGGAGCAUCAGAAAGAGCUUCCAAGUAUAGAUCUGCUGAGAAGCCUACUAAAAUGGAUGAUGGCCAUAUUGGGGAGUUGUCUUUAGAAAGAUCUUCAAGUUCUAAAGCUUCGCCCAUGGGCCUGGUGGAUAGAUCUCCUACAUCAAGUCUGGAGCGCAGAUACAUGAAUAAGUCUGGUGUUAGAUGGAGUCUUGACAUCGAAGAAUCGGGGAGAAGGAGCAGUGGUUCCAUGGGUGCACGAGAUUUGCCUUGUGCUGAUGACAGGCCAAGUCGUGAUUUACCUUUCGAUAAGUCUCUAGCUGAUGAGUCACCUUCUGUUGAUUCUUCCUUUUACAACAGAAAUAGUCAAAAUAACUCUGCUUUGAUUCCUCCACCAUCUGCUUUCAGGGGUGGAGUUGGCAGUCCUUUUUUGGGUUCACUGGAAGAAGAUAGUAGAAUUAACAGUGGUGCCCGCUACAAGAGGAGUGCUGAUCCCAACAUUGGAAGAGGGCAAGGAAAUGCUUGGAGAGGUGCUCCAAACUGGCCUUCACCUUUGCCGAAUGGCUACAUUCCUUUCCAACAUGGGCCACCUCAUGGAGGUUUUCAAGCCAUGAUGCCACAGUUUCCAUCUCCUCCUCUAUUUGGAGUCAGACCCUCAAUGGAAAUCAACCACUCUGGCAUUCCUUAUCAUAUUCCUGAUGCUGACAGGUUUUCCAGUCAUCUGCGGCCCCUUGGAUGGCAGAAUAUGAUGGAUGGUUCAGGGCCUUCUCACAUGCAUGGAUGGGAUAGAAAUAAUGGUGUAUUUAGGGAUGAAUCACACGUAUAUGGGGGAACAGAAUGGGACCAGAACAGGCAUCCAAUGAAUGGUCGAGGGUGGGAAAAUAGUGCUGACAUUUGGAAAGGGCAAAAUGGUGAUGCAAAUAUGGAUUUGCCCUCGACAUCCCUGAAAGAGGAUUUUCCAUUGCAGGCCCCUGCGGAAGAUGUUGCCACUGGCCAGGAAGGUCAAAGGUCACAAAAUGAAGGUAAUUAUCAUGGGGUUCAGGCAAAAAUUGUUGAAACAAAGGUAGCUGUUACUCCUUCAGCAAAAGAAUCCUUUAAAUCUUCACCUAAAACUACCCAUGAGCAGAAACCUGAUCAUCCUAAUUCACCAAGUAAUGAUUAUGUUGCUUAUGUUUACUGUGCUUAUCUUUCCAAGCUGGACAUUUCAACUGAGCUUACUGAUCCAGAGUUGCACAAUCAGUUUAUGAGCUUGUUUAAUAUAGAACAGAGUGCUACUGCUGAUGAAGACACUGCCAUGCUAGUAAAUUUGAAGGAUGGUGCUAGAGCAGUACCAAGAAGUUCUGAUACCUUGUUGAGCUCCUCACUUUUUCCUGCUACAAGUGAUACUGUUUUUCAGAGAGCAAUGGACAUUUACAAGAGGCAGAGAGUAGGUUUGAGCUUGCCAAUGGCUAAUGGUGUAACAAUACAUGCUAUUUCAUCCUCCAAAAUGGAGGAGCAAGUAACUGUUAAUGAUGUGGUCAUAGCAGAAGAGCCAGUUUUUGAUCACAUUGCAGUGAUGUCUGAUGUGCAGAUGUUGAACUUAGAUGGGGAGAAAGUGGAAGUUCGCCCUUCAAUUGCUAUUGAGGAAGGGAAUUCAGAAGUGGCUUGCAGCCAGGAGGUGGAUUUUAAGGCUCAUACUCCUACUCUGAAGGUGGAAUGGGCCAGUCAAACUCUUAGUUAUAAUAGCACAGAAAAGCAGCCCAUGAUGAUUUUCAGUGGUGAUAAGGUAGAUAGGAUGUUGUCUCAGCUGGUGAAUUCAGAAGAUAAACAAGGAGAUAUUGUUUCCAAUCCUGAUGAUGUGCCAAAUGCUGACGAAGUUCUCCCCACUGAUGGGCAGAACAUGGAUGACAAUAGUGAGAUGAAAGAUAGUAAUACUUUUACUUGUGCUGAAGAAAGGCCGGGGUUUGGUGAUGCAAUAUGUGGCCAUGUAUUUUUUUCGGAUGGUUCUCCCAAGGCAUUAGGGGCUUUGAUGCCUGGGUCAAAUGAGUCUGAGUCGGUAAUUUUAAGUCGGAUACAUAAUUCUCCUGAAAGUACACAUUGAAACAAUUUCUAUAUCCAUGUUCUUUAAUGAGUUUUUGGUUUAAUUAUUUUAGCUUUUUCUGUUGAUUUUGCUUUUUCCUUUCAAGGUAAUAAAAGGGAAAUAUGCUCUUUA
Messenger RNA from Hevea brasiliensis (rubber tree), 4281 nucleotides. RefSeq lists its product as uncharacterized. The coding region runs from base 532 to 4170 and encodes 1212 amino acids. The transcript is spliced from 5 exons. The record is from RefSeq and is a predicted model, not a curated record. NCBI's taxonomy places the organism in Eukaryota, Viridiplantae, Streptophyta, Magnoliopsida, Malpighiales, Euphorbiaceae.